UUUAUCAGACCUUUACAAACGAUUUGUUUCUGUCAGCAAGUGACGGGUGGAGAGCAAUUGUUUUUGUUUUUUUAAAGAAAACACAAGCAGAAGUAAGGAAACCAUGACUUGUCUCACAUCUUGGAAAUUAAAACGUAAGUACUUUGAAAGGUAUAUUAAUAUGCUCGUCUGAAUGAUGAAGGAGUGUCGUAGUUAUAGGGUAGUGCCUCCUGGAGCUGGCUAAACACAUAGACACACACACAUAUAUAUAUAUAUAUAUAUAUAUUAUAUAUUUAGAGACUAUGUUAAUAACUCGUUUAUAUUAUAUUAUUUUAAAGGGAAUCAAAUUAUUCUGCAUUAGUACAUGAGCUCUUUGCCUGGCCGGUACAAGUGUUUCAUAAAAAUUUAAAUAAUUCAAAUUAGGCCAAUGUUCCACAUUUCGUUCUUUUGACCAUAAAACAGAUAAAUCUGUCAUAAUAAAAAUAAAACGCAAAUUAAUUUGAUACACGUUCAAUUUUUUUAUUUUAUUAAAUUCCUUAGAUUAAGUAAACGGCUAUGUUUAUACACUAGACAAUAUACCCGGUGUAGCCCGGGAUUGCAUUCGGAAGAAAAUAAAACCGCUUACAGCCUUUAAGCUAACAUCGCAGUCAUGAGCCUGUAAAAAACACUUCCCUAAGCAAACAUAUUAACAUUUUAAAUGAUCUGCUCUAGAUUUAUAUAGACAUUUAUAAAAUACGACCCCAAAGGGUUCCCAUUUCCCGUUAUUAUCCCGAUCCCCAGCAUGUGAUCAAAAUCCCCAUUCUUAUGGGAUCUCGAUUCAAUCCCGAACCUGAUGGGAUCCUGAAUUUCAUUAAAUCCCGAUUGGGAUUCCAAUGAUUUACCGUUUCCGUGUCUAAAAUUUAGAAGUUGUACCAUUUAAAUCGGUUUUUAAAAGCCACUGAUAUAUAUAAUUUUUAUAAAAAUUAUGGAGCUUUCUGGAAAAUUCUAGAGCGGCACACGAAUCGAUUAGAUAUUAUUAAUUGUAAAUCCACCGAUAUUUCAAUACGGACUAUAAAGGGUUAAACAGAAAUUUACUAAAAUCGAAAAUAAGGACUUGUAAAAACAUGUCGGUAAAGAGAACUUUUAUUAUUUAUAAUAAACUUUGUCUACAGUUCGAUCCCCGAUGGGAUCCCGUUCCCCAAUGGGAUCCCGUUUCCGUGGGAUUUCGAUUCUGUUGGGAUACCGUUUUCGGUGGAUUCCCAUUCCCGGUGGAAUCCCUUUCCUGUAGUAGCAGUAUUUUACGAUGGGAUCUUGUUCCCAGUAGGAUUCCUUAGCUUGUUGGUUCCCGAUCCCAUUGAAAUUCCUAUCCCAUUUUGAAACGGAAUCCAAUUUAACCGAUGUGAUCCCAUUUCAAGUUGGAUCCUGACCCCUUUGGGAUCCUGAUACCAUUAAAUCCCGAUUGUGAGUCCGAAAAGAUUCCGUUUCAACUAUAAUUCCAUUUCCCGAUGGGAUACUGUUCCAAGUUGAAUACCGUUUCCCUUUGGGAUCCCCAUCCUGAUGGGAUCCCUACGUCAAGUAGGAUCCCAUUUCCUGAUGGGUGUCCGUUCCUGAUGGGAUCCCUAUUUCCGUGAGCUCACCGAACCCGUUGGGAUUUCCUUUCCAAAAGGGAUCACAUAGUCCGAUCAUUUCCCUUCCCGAUGUGAUCCCGAUGAUCCCGAUCUCAGUGUGAUUCCGAUCCUGGUGGGACCCCGAUUCACCAAUGGGAUUCCUUUUGAUUGUGAAAUCCCGUUUUCCGUGUCAUUCCCUAAGCUUUUGGAAUUCUUUUCUCCGUGGGAUUCGUCGUCCCGGUGGGAUCCCCUUCCACUAUGGGAUCACAUUCCUUGAUGUGAUCCUGUUCCUUGUUUGAUCACGUUACCAACGGGAUCCAGUUUUUCGUGAGGCCCAUGCAUAUAAAGCAUGCGCCAUAAUAAUGUACAAUUAAUUCGGAGCGUUCUAGAACUUCCAAAAUGAUCUCUUAUGCUUGUAGAAGACACACACUUUUAUGAAGACGACGUGUUUGAGUCCUCUUUUACCGUGAAUAAAAUUGUAAUUAACUUACCCCAAGUUAAGACAGCGCAUUUAGGGUGGGGCUUACUAAAAAUAGUCUUCCUUGACCUUGUUCACAACUAAAUAAAAUCUGUAGCCUGCAUUAUUAGAAUUCUUUAGCAUAAUGGAGACAGCUCAAGAAACGAAUACAAUGCUUAAGCCCUAUCUUAAAAAUGUCUUUGAAACAGGCUAUAUAUUUACGCCUCUAGAGGGAUUGAAAGAGAGAUAUUUGCUAACACGAUUACGAGACAAAGAUUUGUGAGCUCAUAUACACUCUCUUUGUGCGUGUACUUUCUUUUUCAAAGUUGUACCCUUUUUACAACUUUGAGUCUUCUUCAAAAUGUACCGGUACAAGCCAACAUAAUACUGUAAGUCAAUAUCUUUUAGUUUGUAUUUCUUUUUUAAUUUUGUAAUUAUUCAUUAAAAUUAUUAAUUGUUAUCAGCCCUAGUUUGGGUAUCGUUUUUAUUUGUUGUGUUUAAUUUAUGAUACCGUAUUUUAUUGUGUACUGUUUUUAGCAAGCCAUAUACUUAAAUAAGAGAUACAGUCCUCUAUAUUGAUAACAGUACGUAACACACACUAACAUUUAUUGAAACAUAAUAAAGAUGAUAAGAUCCUUUAUGUAAUUUUAAAAAAAAAGAUAAUAGCAAUCAUAGAAGCUUCUAGAGUAUUCUAGAUAUUGUGGCGUGUUCAGAGCUUGGUAGUCGACCUGGGAGGGGGAGUACAGGGGUGGGGGGUUGGGAAUCCCACAGUAAGGAGACUGACCAAGGGUUGUGGCGUAGCAGGUAGCACCGUGGCGUCGCUGUUACGAACGCUACGUGAUAGUAGUGGCUAGCUUAUGUCCAAUUAAACGGUUGGGGGGGGGAGUUAGAACAAAUUUUAGUUUUCAGCUCGGGCCUUGCGGAAACUGACCAACUGACCAACAGUUGUGGCUUAGCAGAUAACAUCGUGACGAGACUAUUACGAACGCUAUGUGAUAGUAGUGGCUAGCUUAUGUCCAAUUAAACGGUUGGGGGGGGGGGAGUUAGAACAAAUUUUAGUUUUCAGCUCGGGCCUUGCGGAAACUGACCAACUGACCAACAGUUGUGGCUUAGCAGAUAACAUCGUGACGAGACUAUUACGAACGCUAUGUGAUGGUUAGUUAAUAUCCAAUUAAAUAUCGGGAGAUGUCAGAAGAAAUUUUAGUACCAAAGAUGCAGCAAAAGAUAAAAGCCAUUGGGAUGGGGGGAGGGGGUCUAAAGUGAAGUAACGACCUAUUCAGGGACUUAUAAAAAGGGACCUUUAGACAGGACAAAGAGGAGUACUCAGUCGGACAAGGGAGGGGGGGGAAGCGGAUGGGCGGGGAGGACAAUCAGCGUUGAGUGCGAGAUGAGAGAAAGACAAAGAGAAGUGGCAGAUGAAUAAAAUAGCAAGACCAUAACCAUCCAACUUGAUUGUUGCCGAGAGACAGAGGGAACGAGUUUAUCAUCCUGAGAAAGGAGUUAGAGAAAAGAGACGACCAAGGUUCUCCAAAAUAUUUCAUUAAACUUAUAGCGCGAUGACGAAGUGAUACUGUGGGAAUCCCCAGGAAAGUAUAGAACUGGAUCUCUUUAAAUAACAUAACAAUACGCUUUUAGAUCCCACCAUAUAUCCCGGUGGUAUAAUACAUAACUUUUUGGAACAUUCUGGAUUAAAUUGAAUAGCCUCCUGAAAACGUGUGACAAUGACUUUUAAACGUAAGUAUGCCUAUAUUUGGAAGACGAAACUUUCUACAAUCAAAUGGCAUAAACAUAACCAUUUGUCAUUUAAAAAGAGGUGCUCCGGUGGAGGUCCAUUCCAUAAAGUAUCAAGUUGGCUAUGCCUGAGAUUUGGGGGGGGGGGGUUGGUUGUCUAAUCUAUAAAAUUAUUCAGAUAAAUAAUGGCAUUAAAAUUUAAAAGUUCUCCCAUUAAAAUCGUUUUAAAAAUGCCAUAGAAAUAUAGCUCUAUAAAAAUAUGGAGCUUUCUGGACAAUUUUAGACCGGCCCUGAAUGGAUUAAAUGUUAUUAAUUUUAAAUUCACCGAUAUUUCAAUUCGGACAAUAAAGGGUAUAGCUCCCAACUCGGCCUGGAUCCAUCAAUUCACACAGAACCUGUAGUGUAGUCUAAGCCAGAUGGUAAUUAUAAUAUAGCUUAAGUAAGGAAAACUUAAAUGUGGCCCUGGCCCUAAAGGAGCGGACAUAAUGAGUUCAGUACCUUCCAAUAUUGGAAAUAGAUAAUAAAAUGUAUUUGUACUAGGUUUGGGCUCCAUCCAAUUGAGGAGUAUUUGUUGGUGAUUUAAAAAACCGAUUUAAAAACACAUCUAUUUCACAAGCCCCUUCUAGGGUGAUGCUAUCUACCAUCUUUUUUCAGUUAAUGUACAUUGGCUUGUGUUGCUUAUGGUUGAAAAGGGAUGAAAGACUUUGACUGGGUAUGCUCGUGUGUAGUUUUAUAUUAUUGCAUCUGUUUUUAAAUGUGGUAAAUUUUAGAUUGUUUUUAUUUAUCAUUUUAAUAUGCUUGACUUUGUACCGCGCUUCGACCUUUUAGGGAUGAAGCGUGUUUUUUAAAUAAACUUUAUUAUUAUUUAUUUUUAUUAAUAUCGUGCAUGUGUAUAUCAAUCUUUACUCUGAGUGUGUGUGCACUUUUUCAAUUUUGCGGCUGUACCAGUUCAUUGCUGUUGCUGUAAGUGAUUAGUGACGAGAUUGACGUGCUGUCGAUCUCAGAGGUUGAUGAUCUAUUUGCUGUUACUAAGGGACGAUAAGUAUGGCCUCUCCAAUCUAGCGCAACUUAUCUUCUACAUUAGUCCAAGGAACUACAGCUGGGACUCCAUCAUCUAAUACGAUACGUUUAUGACGGUAAUUACAUAUUGAAUGGUCCUCUAGCAUCACCAAGAGAUACACAGAAUCAUCACUACUUUCCUAACACACCCGAGAGACUCGGAAACACACACUCUCGUGCGUGAAUACUCUCUCUCUGACUAUGACACAGCUCUGCUUUAUGUGUACAUCUCUCGCCCGUCAUCGCCAAUGACAAUCUCACGACUCGUUCACUCAACUUGCACUCAUUUUGGUGAAAUUCAUUUACCGUUACCCCCCCCCCCCGCACAUUUAGAACAGUGGUUCUCGUACCAUUGACCUUUUCCCCCUUUUCCGCUUAUCUUCUACUCCACGAGUAGAGUAGAAUCUUCUGUAAAUAAAAAGUCUGGGUAUGAAAACUCUGUUAUCACCCUAUCCCGUUACAAUGCAAUAAAUAACAUCAAAACAAACAAUCGUAUUAAGGUUACACUGUUUACAAUACUUAUCCCAAGUACAUACAAUUACAGCAUGCGUUUAAUCAUGUCUCAUUAAUUUCUGAUCAUAAUAAUUUAAUGAAAAAAAAACCAUUACAAUUACAGUUAUAAUCUGAAAUCAAGAAAUAAUCUUGACGCCCGUUUAUAACACCGACUACUACUUACACAUUUACACGUGGCCGUGGCAAAUAAAAAUAAUAUCAAUAUCCAUAAUUUCAUGUAGACAGCCCUGAAUUGUCCAGUCUACUACUAAGAUUUUAAGUAUAAAUAAAAGGACUGCUUUCAAGCUUAGUAAAUGAAUAAAAAGCAAAAGGAGGUAUCUGUGAAGCUUGAAAUAAGAUAACAGGACAAAAAACAAGGACGUUUCAUCAUAAGGCCUUCCUCAGCCAACAGUAGAAAUGAAAAUAUAACAAGUAAUGUUUAAUAAGACGCUGCAGGACUUGUCCCUUUAGACGUCAAACUGAAAGCAUUAGCCUCCCUAAAGGUACCUUUACCAUUAAAGAGGGUUUCACCUGUGUCAGCCGUAAUGUAAUGUAUGCGUUUGUGUGCCGUAGAUGCCAAUCUAGUUACAUAGUUGAAACUGGGAGAAGAUUGGCUGAUAGGUUUACUCAACAUCUAAGGCAGUGGUUCUCAACCUUUCUAGUGCCGCGACCCCUUAUUACUGUUUCUCGUGUCGUGGCGACCCCCAAGCCACACAAUUAUUUUUGUUGCUACUUCAUAGCUGUAAGGAUACAUGUUUUCAGAUGGUCUUAGGCGACCCCUGUAAAAGGAUCCCCAAAGGGGUCGCGACCCACAGGUUGAGAACCGCUGAUCUAAGGGAUAUUGAGCAAGGUAAACCUUCCCCAGUCUCUUCUCAUUUCAACAGAACAGAACGUAAAGGUGCAUUUAAUGUAACCAUUACGGCACUGAUUUCAUGCAGUAACACACCAGAGAGGGUUAAAAUCAAAAUAAAUUUCUUCAGCUGUUUGGCACCAUAUCUCCAUAUGGUAUUAAUCAAAUAAUAUCCUUCUGAUGUUGCUCUGUUUCCCUAUAUUUCAUCUAUUUUAUUAUUGCUUUGUGUUGAUGUAUCCCUGGAUAUUAUAGUCCAUUAUUAUUGUGGACUUCAUUUUUAACAGUCUCAAUAUUUUAUUCUCUCGCUUCCUGUGUUCCCACUUCCGGCGACACGAAUGGAUACUUCUUGAGUUGUCUAUUGAGCUCUGUUCUUUGUUAUAUUUUUCAUUUCUACUGUUGGCUGAGGAAGGCUUUAUGCCGAAAUGUCCUUGUUUUUUUUUGCCCUGUUAUCUUAUUCAAGCUUCACAUAUACCUCGUUUUGCUAUUUUAUAAGAUUUUAAGAGGGCGGGAUAUUUCGCUUGUCAGAGGACUGUCUGAAAGCGUGUACAUUUUUUUUCCCAGCUAAAACCACUUGCCGUGUUUUACAGCUCUUGACACUAAGACCACCUCCAAAAGCAACAUGUAUAUCAUAUUAGACAACACAUCUUCACCCACAGCUUCACCCAAAUGUUCACAUAACUUAUCACAAAAAUUACAAGCCUCGCCACCAAACUCAUGUAAACCCAGGCCCGUUCUUAGGCAUACGCUGACUACGCAUCCGCGUAGAACUCUGAACCUAAAGGGGCCCCCAUGAGGCGCCCUCGAGCCUUCGGUUUUUUUUAAACUGGCACUGCAGCCGUCGGUGUCACUCACGUUACCUUCCUCAUCCUGAAAUGUACUGUUCUGAGUUGAAUUCGGAGGCAGGGGAAGGGAAUCAGCAGUGGGGAGCUUUGGGGACGGCAGACAGGAAAUUGGGGGCUUGGCCGUGGGAAUAGGAAAGAGGAAACAUUGAUGAAGGCAGAAUGGAGGUGCCGCAGUUGUGGGUGGUGUUUUGUCCUCAGCUUGAGGGAGAUCCACCCCCGGAUCCCCCUUCCAGGGCCCCCAACCUACGCUCCAUGCUUGGGGCCCCCAAACUCCUAAGAAUGGCUCUGGUAAACCUCAUCAAUAAUAUCAAACCCUAUAAAAAAAGCCUCAAAUUUGAGCACUCCUGGCUCUCAUAGCAUAAUAGGCAAUAAUCAUCAAAUGCAUCAUAAACACCACAAUUUCUCCCCCCUUACCCAACCUCAGGAAAAAAUCUUAACUCCUCCACGGACUCUGUAAAAAAGACAAUCAGACUAUUACGUGGACUCACCAUUAGUCACCACCACCAUGGUUCUCAAACACUGAGCAACCUGUAUCUCCCACACUACGAAAUUCCACGAUUGGAUUACAAUCCUUGUAGUUCCACGUGAAGUCAUUACCAAUGACUUACACCUUGUUGAAUUUACGUCCCCGUCUUGGGACUGGUCUUGGCAAACUCACGACCUAAACGUCGUGGUGCCCGUAGUUUGUCCAUGUCUUAAUCUUUUCGAAAUUUCGUAAAGAGGAUAUUUUUCUCCACUAUAAAACAAUACUCUCCCUCUUGUACAAAAAUUCAAAGUUAUAUCUUCCACAAAAUCAAAAUCUCCCUGUAAAAAAAUCCAGUUUUUAUAUUCUCAAAAGUCACAUCUUGCACAUCAACAAGGUUCACAUCUUGUACAUAAUCACAAGUCACUUGUUUCACUUCAUCAAACUCCACUGUUUGGACUCUAUCACACGGGUCAUCUGAUACAUCAACAAAUUUCAUAUCUUGUAAAAAAAACAACAACAAAAAACAGAGUCCCAUAUUCAUAAAAAAAAAAUUCAAUCCUUUGCUUCCAAUCUCAUGUAUUUCCUGACUCAACAAUUUACAAUCCGCACCCUGACUAUCUUGUAUAAGUGGCAUUUCCCAUUGUGCCUACACUCAGUUAUAUAAGCAUGACAUUCCUCGGGAUAAACUCCUCCGCAAAGUCUGCAAUAUUUUUAAGCUUAUUAUCCCAUCUGAACUGAUUCUUCUUAAUUUCUACUUCUGCCCUGUAAUACCUAUUUUGUGUUUACUUCCCUGACCCCCUAGCUAUAACUAUUCCCUCUAGUGUACGGAUUAUCACACUUGAUGCUAGUUACCCCAUCUAUUCUAGAACUAGCCCAUUCUUCCCCAUCACUCUCCUUAUGUCACCGUCAUAACAUUAUUGUCUCCUGAUUUCUUCUGCCUCUAGUUCUUCCUAUCUGUUCGCCGCUUUUUGUCUAAUCCCCACCAUUUCUGGGAUGCAGUCCCUUCUCUGUUCUUCGAGCUGUUUUUUAGCUAGUGCAAUCUCUUUAUCCGCUUCUAUUUUCAAUUUCUUAAGUUCCUGUUCCCGUAUCUCGUCUUUCCCCUUCUUCUCUUUUUCUCUUUUCUUCCCGCUCAUCUUCCUGUAUUAUUCCCCAUUGUUCCCUUACAUAUUCUUCUAAAUCCUGUCUCGUAAAUCUGAGGUCUUCUUCUUCCAACACCAUAUUUUCAGCUAUUAUUUCUGCUGAAGUUCUCUUAGUUUCUAUUUAUAAUAAGUUACCCCUACAAAAUUACAUGUUCUAAAAAUUUACAGCUUUUCUCAAUAUACUAGAUAAAUACUAUAAUCUAAAAUAGCAAUAAUAAUACUGCUUAUGUACCUAAUAUUUCACUGAACUGUGCUUGAACUUGCCCUUGACUUCUCAACACAAAUUACAAACAAUGUCACAGUUUUUAAGCGAUAAGGUGUGCUAGCGUGAUGGUAGAUGUAGGGGAUCACGUUUAUCGGUCUGUUAGCAGGCACUGAGAACGAACUGGUAGCCGGGACGUUGGUAAAUUGGUUGCGGUUGACCUGCUACGUGCAGCAGACAGCGGGACAAAGCAAUCAGAGGGAACUUGGCAAGGGACAACGGGAUACGCACAGCUUGAGACGGCCAUCAAAGUACUAAAAGGGCGUGCGACACACAGCUUCAGGCGGAAACACAACAGCAGCGGGAUACGGCAUCAGCGGAAGGGCCACAACACGAUACAGUCACCUUACAGACGGGUAAAACACAGCAGAACUGGUCCCAAAUGACGAGAAUGAUGUGCUGUCGAUCUCAGAGGUUGACGAUCAAUUUAUUAUCCUUACUGUCCGAAAAGUAUGUUUUCUCAAAUCUAUCCUCUACAUAAGUUCAAGACACUACAAAUCUGACUCCAUCAUCUCUUACGGUAUGUUUAUUAAGGUCAUUACAUGUUGGAUGGCCAAGUAGCAUCAUGACACAACUCUUCGCUUUAGACACCCCUCCUGACCGUCCUCGACAAUGACAAUCUCACUCCUGGUUCACUUAAUACUUGCACUCGUUUUGGUGAACAGCAUUUACCGUUAUCUCACACAUCACAACAGUGGUUCUCGUACCCUUGCCAAUGAGCCUCAGUUUUAUUCUAUUUGAUUUCGACAUCUUAAAAUUGACUUUCAAAUUAUUAUUUGUAAAAAGCCCUAGUUCGGGUAUCGUUCUUUAUUGAUGUAAAGAUUAAUGGUAUCGUCAUUUUUUAUGUACUGUUUACCAACGAGCCAUUAGGUCAAAUAAGAGAUAAAAUUCUCUACACUUGUAACUCUACGUAACAGUCAUGUUACACUGCUUGAUCCUAUAUAGAUUUGUAUUCCUGAUAUCAUAGAGUGGUAAAAUUUCGAUCACAGCCUAGUGUUGCGGUAAUAAUUUAAAUAUUCAAUUUUGAAUACUCUAUAUUGUUAAUUCGCUGCAUUGCUUAGUCGUCAUAAGUGAAUAGACAGAACUCUAUCAAUCUUGACGUCCUUACUCCCCGUACGAUUUUGUAAGGGAUGUCCGAUCACUGUUAAUAAUGUGAUUCAUUAGACACGAACAAUUUGUGUCAAUAAAACAAUAUAUGUUCAGCUUUGAUAAUCAUUUUACGUAAUACACAAGAACAAUUUUCGGCAAAGCCUUUAUCAGUGUAACAACAAAAAUUUUAAAAAGUAUCAAUAAAUUUACAAAAUAUAUAUAAAUAGAUGUAUCUUGCCUAAAAUAGAAAAGAAAAGAAUAGGAUUAGUCACAAAACCCAGACAAUGGUGAAAACUGUAUAUUUAUAAACCAUUUUAUAUAAAUUUUGUCUUAACGGAAUUUGGUACACUGGUAUCGUCAAAAAUUUGAACCAAACUUUUGCUUUUGUUGUUUACUAAAGCUUUUAACAAAAGUCAGAAUCUUUAACACAAAUGUCAAAACAGUUCGACCAUAUGGAGCAGAAACUUUUAAAACAACAGCGAGAAUUGCGCAGAAAGUACCCACCUUCAUAAGCACAUGCCUUAGAAAGAUCCUGAACAUUUAAUGGCAAAAUACCAUCACAAAGAUAUACUUGAAAGGACUUACCGGCUGCACAUUGAUUAAGACAUCAUAAAGAGAACAUUGAGGUGAAUAGGGCGUUCUCUCCGAAAACCCCACGAUUGGAUCGCCAGACAGUCUCUAACAUGAAAUCCACAGGGAAAAAGAAAGAGAAGACGCCAAAGAAUACACGCAUGGAGACGCGAGCUAGAGGCCAACACGCAAAAUAUGGGAUACACCUGAAAACAACUGGAAAGAAAAGCACAGGUCGUAAUGAAUGGAAAAUUCUUGUGGACGGCCUAUGCCAAAGACGGGGUAAAAAGGCAGAAGAAGAAGAAGAAGAAGAAAGAGCAAUUUAUUAAUCGCUUUUCACGCCUGUAAAAGCCUUGAUUAUUUAUUUUUUAAACAGAAAUGAUAUUAAUCUCAUAGCAAUAUAUUUCAACUUUACUUUUCGCCAAGUACUAUAUAUAUAUAUAUAUAUAUAUAUAUAUAUAUAUAUAUAUUACGUCAAAACACAUUUUGUCCAAUUCAUAUGGUUUGUUCUUUUUUGUAUGAGCGAUAAGUGCAUUACUGAAUGUUAUUUUGCUAUGGAGUUUCUCAGUACUGAUUUACUUAAAAAAGCAUUUUCUUAUCUUAAACAGAAAUUAUAUUAAUCUCAUAGCAAUAUAUUUAAACUUUACUUUUCGCCAAGUAAUAUAUAUAUAUAUAUAUAUAUAUAUAUAUAUAUAUAUAUAUUACGUCAAAACACAUUUUGUCCAAUUCAUAUGGUUUGUUCUUAUUUGGAUGAGCGAUAAGUGCAUUACUGAAUGUUAUUUUGCUAUGGAGUUUCUCAGUACUGAUUUACUUAAAAAAGCAUUUUCUUAUCAAAAGUAUAUUAGGAACUAUACAAGUAUAUUUAAAGGUUAAGUUUUAUUACGUCAUCGAUUUAAUAAAAGUAUAUUUGUUUGGAAUGAAUAAAAAUUAAUAACAUUAAAUGUUAAUUAAACCAAGAUACAACAUAUAUUAUCAGUUUAGUCACGCAUGGUUAUUAACUUUAGAAACUUAUGUUUUUGGUUAAAUUAGGCAUUUCGCGCUAUGGCAUCAUAUGCAUGUUUAUUUUGAUCAAAUUAAGUUUAAUUUUAUUUCUCAAUUUUAGCAGCGAAAUAAAAGUAGAGGCCGACCGAAUUUCGGCUUCGGCUUCGGUUUCGGCGCCGAAAGUGGCCAUUUUAUCACUUUCGGCCAAGUUUCGGUUUCGGCCGAAACUGGAAAGUUAACUUUCGGCUUAAUUUCGGAUUCGGUCGAAAGAGAAAAGUUAACUUUCGGUUUUUCUUCGGUUUCGGCCGAAAUUGACUUAGACUUUCGGCCAUCCGGCCGAAAGUUACUCAGGUUUUCGGUCAUUUAAUACUAAGCGCAAGCGAUAUUUUACAACAAACUAAGCGACAUUUAAGAACAAAUUAAGCGAUCUUUGAGAACAAACUAAAUGAUAUUUAACAACAAACUAAACGACAUUUAUGAACAAACUAAACGAUCUUUAAAACAAACUAAGCGAUCUUUAAGAACUAUCUAAGCGAUCUUUAAUAACAAGCUAAACGAUCUUAAAGAACAAACUAAACGAUUUUUAAGACCGAACUAAAUGAUCUUUAAGAACAAAACAAAUGAUCUUUAAUGAUUUAUAAGAAUAAACUAAGCGAUCUUUAACAGAAGACUAAAUGUUCUUUAAAAACAAACUGAAAGAUCUUUAAGAACAAAAUAAGCGAUCUUUAUGAAAAAACUAAGCGAAUUUACAACAAACUAAGCGAUCUUUAUGAACAAACUAAACGAUCUUUAAGAACAAAUAAAGCGAUCAUUAACAAAAACUAGACGAUCUUUAACAACAAACUAAUGUGAUCUUUAAGAACAAACUAAACGAUCUUUAAGAACAAAUAAAGCGAUCAUUAACAAAAACUAGACGAUCUUUAACCACAAACUAAUGCGAUCUUUAAGAACAAACUAAACUAUCUUUAACAACAAACCAGGCGAUCUUUAUGAACAAACUAAACGAUCUUUAACGACAAACUAAACGAUCUUUAACAACAAACUAAACGAUCUUUAACAACAAACUAAACGAUCUUUUACAACAAACUAAACGAUCUUUAACAACAAUCUAAGCUUUCUUUAAGAACAAAUUAAGCGAUCUUUAAGAUUAAACUAAGCGAUAUUUUAGAACAAUCUAAGCGAUCUUUAUGAACAAACUCAAAUAGGGGGGGGGGGCUCAGGAGAUAGUGUCUGAAUGAGAGUGGGCCGCAUCAAGUAAUCCACAAAAAAGCGAUUACAACUGUUACAAUCUGGUCAACCUUUAUAAAUAACAAAAAAAUCAUUAAGGGUUCUCAAGAACUAGGAUUCACUUUCAUCCACCUACUCACUGUUGCCAGAGAGCUGGCAUACAAAAAUAUAUAGAGACAUUAAAAAAAAAUCAGAAUGAGAUUAGUCGGUGAGAUUCGACUGAAACCGUCGCGGAGAGUCACGUUAUAUAUAUGAGAAUGGGGGAAACGGGCCGGCGCAUUUACACUAAACUUUUCUGUCAUGUAGCGGGCCGCAAAAUAUCGCCUUGCGGGUCACAAAUGGCUCGCUGGCCGGGAGUUUGAGAACCCUAAAUUAUAUUUUUAUUUAUUAAUAUUUACGAUUAUCUCAUUUUUAUAAAAACAAUGUAAAUAUUUAUAUUUUCCCACAUCAUUUUCGAUGUAAGCAGAAUGUAUGCGGGAACGAAUUUCAAAAUAUCUUAAUAUUUCAUUUUCGGUUUUGGCUUCGGUUUCGGCCGAAAUUCAUUUUUAACUUUCGGUCUUUUUCGGUUUCGGCAGAAAGUCAUUUUUAAACUUUCGGCCUUUUUUCGGUUUCGGCCGAAAGUCAUUUUAAACUUUCGGCCUAUUUUCGGCUUAGGCCGAAAUCAGAAAAUCACUUUCGGUCGGUCUCUAACUAAAAGACGCACUAAAAACAACUGAUAAUUUGAUAAUUAGGUUUUCCCGAUAAUGGGAUUGCAAUGCUAUUCUUUUUAUUAAGUAUUUUCAUCCCUUAUUUUUAAAUUCGGAUAAAAUGCUUAAAAUGUUAAUGAUUAUUAUUUUACACUAAAAUAAAUAACCCGAUUUUAUCGGGAUAAUAAUGGCAGGUCUUUUGCGAUAAUUUCUAACUGUUGUUGCAAACAUUCAUCCCAAUUCAUAACUUUUAAAAUGUAAUGAUAUUUACGUUUCUAACAUCAUUACAUUUUGAAAGUGUUUAUCUGCUAUAUAUGAUACGCGUACCAUACAAUCUUUCACACUCCUAAACUACUUUUUUCCCUAUAAACAUGACCUUAAAUUAUCCAGUCUUAUCUUCAGUAGUUAUAUCACUUUUGUCACUAAAGAAGUUAAUUUAGGGACUAUUACUAAGCUAGAGAAAUACUUUAGAUUUACCCCUUUUUGUGCCCUUGAAUUAAAGCCUUUUUUUUCUCAAACUUUUUAAAAAACCUAAUAUUAAAUUUACAACAAAAACUCUAUGUAUGAUAUAAAUAUAUUUUUUAUUACAGGAAUUUGAUAUAUAUCGAUAUCUUCACUCUUACCCCAGAUAUAUAGUUACCUAAGAAUUUUAAUUAUUUGUCUAAUUCAUUCAAAGGCACUUCGUGUUCUGCUUUGGGCAAAUUAAACUAUCUUAUUACUUCUCUCCACCCCCACCCCCCAAAAAAAUAAAACAAAAAAAAACAGAUUUUUAAAGAAAUUUAUAAAGUCAUCCACGAUAUUUUAACCCCGUAAAUUACGCAAAAAAACAUUUUUUUGUGUGCAUUUUACAUGCUUUGUUCUUAUUUGGAUGAGUGAUACGUGCAUUAGUGAAUGCUAUUUGUAUAUAUAUAGUUUCGCUGCACUGAUUGCAUUAAACGCCAUGUUUGUAUUAAAACUAUAUGUAAAGGUUCAGUUUUUUUACUACUUUACAACUUUCAUAAAAGUUUUUUUUAGAAAGAAAUGAAAGUAAAAACGUUUUAAAUGUGUUAAAAAUACAAAGCUAAAGUUGUAUUAAAAUUUUAGAAAAUGUUAUCAAUUUAAAAGGACUUCUAUUACUUUCAUUAAGUUUUCUUUUAAGAGAGAGAAAAUUUAUUAUUAGUUUUGUUACGCGCGGUUAAAAAUCAAAGAAACUUCGAGCUGUGGCUAAAAUAGGGAAACGCGCUACGACGUCAUUUGUGUAAUUAUUUAGAUCAAAUAAAUUUAUUUUAUUUCGCAAUAUUAAGUACGCACUAAAAUACGCACUAAGAUAAACUGAUGUUUGGGUUUUUUCCGAUAAAUGUGAUUAAGAUGCAAUUCUUAGAUUCAUAAUAUUUUAAUUAAUAAUUUUUUUCAUUACUAUUAAAUUCGGAUACAAUGCUUAAAAUAAUUCCUUGUUUGAUACUGUAAACGUAUUUUUAAUUUAGAAUAAUAUUAAUUUAACUUUUAAUAAAAUACAAAUCCGAUUUUAAAUAAAAAUUGUGCACAUUUAAAUUUAUUCGAUUUCCGCAAAAUAAUUGAAAAUAACUAUGAAUUUUUGAGAAAUCCGAACGUACUUAAAAAGUAUCUCGCCUUUGGCGUUAUAUCACUCUAACUCAUUCUUAUAUGUAUAUGUAUUUGUAAAUUAUAAUAGUAUUACUUAAACCUAUUCUAAAAUAAAAGUGAAUGUAUUUUAUUUUUUGCGCAUUUAAAUUCAUACGAUUUUCUUAAAAUAUUAACAAAUCACUAUUAUUGUUUUUAAGAAUCCGAACCUAUUGAAUCGCUUUGCUUCUUUGGCGAUACGGUCAACCUAGCUCAUUCUUAUAUUUAUAUAUUUUUUUUCUCUAUUUAUCAGGUUUCCAAUGCAUGCUGGUAUUGGGAGCACUGUCUGUGCUUUUAAUUCUCGUUUUCUAUUCAAGAAACACAAAUAUAAUUAAUGUUCUGUACUUUCAAUGGAAAGGUGAGUAUAUACCCACUAAUAUCCCCAAAUUCCAAUCCUCAAUCAAACCCCCACCACACCAUUAACAUCCCAUCUCCUUUCCUUACUUCUGACCAAAGCACUCUUAUUACAACAUUUUCCAACAUGACCCACCUCCAUUUUUUUUUCGGACCACCCUGAAAUCCAUGCUUACUCAUUCACUUCCUUUCCUGCCCCCUUAACAUUAUCCAAAUGCCACUGAUGGUCAUACCACUUUUACAUAUAUAAAAAAUGAAUUUGAAAUGUUUAAUUUUUUUUUUUUUUACAAUAAAAAUUAGUUUUCUUUUCCAUAUUCCAUCUCAAUGAGACAAUGGUAAGAUUUUUCAGGAGUAACUCACAAAUGCAUGCAGAACACUACCCACCUCCCCCUGAACUGCAAGCAUCAAUCACAGGAAAGAAUUUUGAAAACAACAGAAAACUAUCUUUCAAGAUUUUAUGUAAACCAUCUUGAUUGAAAUAUAUCAAUUACGUGGCCUUUUUUAUUUUCUGAUUAAAGUACAAAUCUCGAUGUUAUAACUUAUUUCCAGGUCAUCAACCGUAAGAAAUUCUAAUAAAAAUGAUUUUUUAAAUUAAAUUUGUAUUCACUCCUCCCCACCCACACAUUUUAAAUUGAGUGUGACCUUACCCAUUGUUGAGAACCUCUGUGCUAGAAGAGUGAUGAUACUUAAAGUCGUAUGAUUCUGGUGUGUGUAGCAUGUUCGUGGCUUCUCAGGGCGUUCACGUAAGGGGACAAAACAGCAAUGCGAUGCAAAGAAUUACUUCAACGGUGGAUGGGAAUUCUCCAAUUCUUUCCCGCGUGGCUACAGGGCUCAGCGCUUUUCAGGUCGUUCACGCAGGUAGAUGUUAGGCAGUACAGUACAGAGAUCCAUUCACUGUGGAGGUGGACUCUUCAUCCUUUGUACCUCGUCGAUUUUCAGCGCUCAGUGCUUUUUAUUGCGCUCACGCAGGUGGAUGAUACCAGUCACCUUCUGGGAUACCUCUUCCCUAGUAAGCUCUGGUGGGUGUAUGUGAGACUUUGGGAGUAAAGUGUAUCAGCACCCGGUCCUAUCGUAACGGGAGAUGAAUUGGUCUUCCGUAUGGAUUCCCGGGCCUGGUUUGUGGACUCAGGCCUCAGAAAACAGAUCCUUUAAUUCAGCUGGUAAGGUUCGGUUGAAUGCACUGCAGCAAUACGGCGGUCUAUCAACCAGGCUAUAUGUGACUGAUGAUAAAAGAAAAGAAAGGAACAACCUUUCUAAUAUUUUAGCUCUGAAAAAUUCCUUUCCAACGGCAACGAAUUCAGAUCGAGACGUCAAAGGAGAUUGGGGGAGGGGGGGGGGAGGGGGGGCGGCGUUUCCAUUGCUUAGUUCAGUUCGUGGUUCAGUCCAAUGGUCCAACUAUUUACCAGUUCAGUGACGUUCAACGUGGAGUUGACGGUGAUCAGGGGAAUAAACUUGUCCUGACCUUGAACAAAAAAAAAAAGUGUGGGGGGGGGGUUCUAAGUAGGUCAUCGUCAGUACAUGGUAAUUUUUAGUUCAGCUCUAUUUAGUCACAUACAUGUGUUGCGAAGUUUUCCGGCGCUUGACAGUGCAUACACAGACCUGGUCAGGUAAAACUCCAGCAAAACAAGUAGUAGAAAACAAAUAGACACAGAUAGGGUGUUGGUGCAUCUAAAGGGAGUAAAACCCCGAUCUAUAGCCCCCAUUACUUGCAGCUAAGAGAAGAGAGGGGGGCACUUAUUGGAAACUACGGCUUCUCCUUUAAAAACACACUUCUCUGGCGUCGUAGAUUCUACCAAAGUUUCUAGGGGAAGGGCAGCUCCUAAAAUUUUCGUCUCUUUUAAUUGUUUAAAUGUAUCUAUGAUCCCCAAAAAAGUGGCAAUAUGGCUCAAGCUAAGAUUAACAUCAUGGUGCUACAUAUCUUACAGAGGAUAACACUUCAAAAUCAACGCUUUUGACGAGUCCAAUAAGCGGGUCUAAUUUGACGUUGGAAGAGUUUAUAAGCCAUUUUCAGACGUUGUUGGUACAACCCAGUGAUUCUCCUGUACAACAUUUUAAAAACGACUGUGGUAGUGGUGCUGGAGGUAACACUCUAUCCAAAAAUAUCAAAUUAAAACGGAAUGAAAACGUCUAUGAAAAAAAAAAAUCUUUUAACAUUAAAAAUUAAUUAAUUAUUUUUUGUCAUGCCAGAUUUGUUUUCUUUGGUUGUAGAUAUGUGUGCAUGUGUGUGUGAAUGCAUGGGGAGCUUUUGGCAUUAGGACAUAAUUUACAAAAUAACUAAACAUCUAAAAAAAACAGCUAUUAUAGUGGAAUGUAUGACUUAUAGCUCUAGUUAUGAAUACUAACUGCAUUGUACAAAUUAGUCACUUUAUUUUGACUUUUCCCAAAAUACUGUCAUAAAAAAUGUGGGUAAAUUUCCAAUAGAUAUAUAAUAUUUCUUUUUAAAGAAAGGAAAAAAAGUUUUUACAGACGUAAACAUUAGUUAUGAUUUUCUAGAAAUACGAAAAUUCUUUUUCUCAAGAUUAUCCAAUAAUAUAGUUCAGUGUUGAGGCAAAGUUUGGGAACAUAUUAAUGAAGAUACUAAUAGAUCCGUAAGUGAUGCAGAUAUUUAAAAUAUAAUUUUACCAUACAUUUUAGAACAUGUUUACCUGAUUUUAUAUCAAUGAUACAAUAAAUCAUAGCGCGAUCCCAUUACAUACGUACAAAUUGAAAUUUAAUAUUUUGAUACUUCUUUGUAACAGCAAGUGGAAUUAGAACAAUAUGCCCCCAUUUCUAUUAUGUUAAUGGCAGGUCUUUUCCUCUGAUUUAAAUUAGAUCUGUCUGAAACCAAUUAUUGCAGAACACAACAACCAAUGCCAUUAAAUGCAGUGAUUAUUUCAGAAAUUUCCUCCGGUUUGGGGGGCACUUCAGAAUUUUCGAGGGGCCGGUUGGGGGGGGGGCAGUGCCAGCAGUGCCAGUUGAUUUAUUGUUGGACAUGUUUUUGCUGGGGGGGGAACUUUAAUUUCCCAGGGGGGCAAUGCCCCCCGGCCCCCCUCCCCGCAGAUAUAGCUGAAAUAAAACCUGAUUGAAUGUUUGGCUGACGUAAUAAGGAUGAAUGGGACUUGAAUAUUUUUAGUUAUUAUUUGAUACUAAUGAUUAUGACAAAGAAAACAGUUAAAUAGAAUUUCCUUACAAAUAUUAUUUGUAAAUAGAAAAGGUGAUAUGAGGGCAACGAUCUUGAAGUUUACUUUAUUUACCAGCGUGUACUCCCAACUGUUCACGGCCACUGAGUAACUCGAGUGAUGAGCGACUUACAGAUGUCCUCUUGUCUGCCAACCUAACACUGUCAAACCAACAGAGAGACACCAUCUUGUCCAUUGCAGAUUCUAUUCCCGAGAAUGACAUCAUAUUUCUGUCAGCAAGCUCCUCCAACCAUUAUGACGAAAUGCAGGCCAUGUUUCACAAUCUGCAUACUGUAGUUUUUCCUAUAUUGCCUAAUAUUACUGUGGUCUUAUUUGACAUUGGACUUACAGAAGAGCAAAGAAUACGGGUAUUCAUUUAAUUUAUAUCAAGCUCAGACUAGCUUAUUAGAUUGUUUUAUUAUAAUAAUUUUUAUUUAUUUCCUAUUUCAUAAAAAAAAAUAAUUUAAAAAUGUGUCAGUUAAGAAUAAAGAAAAUUCAAUAACAGAUGCUCCUUUAAAGAAAUAUAUAUUUUACCAACCCAAAAAAAUGAUUGAGUCAUAUUUCUUUGUAUCUGUUCAGAUAUCUGAAACAGUAUUGUAAAGCAAAUGUAAAAAAAAAUAUAUUUUUAAUUAACUAUAACUACCCGGAAUUCUCGUCCUGAAAAUGAUACCAGUCUAAUUUUUUUUUUUUUUUUAAAUUAUAUUCUUAAGACUGAAAAAUUUUGCCGAUGUCGCUUGGUGAGAUUUCCGGUUGAAAAAUUCCCUCCUCACAUGAAGGAAAAUAUUUGCUAUUCUUGGAAACCAGUGAUUAUUCGGGUCAGUACAGUCCCAGCGAUGGAGAUAUAUAACAUUUAAUGAUACACACAUUUAUAUUUCACAUUCUGUUAUAUCAAUGGAUUUUUUUAAAAAUUUGCCUCUACUAUAUUUCUAAUAAAUAGUCCUUAAAAUAUCGCUGAAUGGCUAUUUCAUCGUGAAUUGCUUAUUUGUUCCUGCAAAAAUUACAUUUUAUGAGCGUUAAGAGAAAUUCAAUAUGAUCAGCAGUUUUCUAUUUGCUUGCAGUGUCUCAAGAACUUUCUAUAAGCUUUUGAUAAGACUUACAAGAGAAUAUGUAUCAAUAGACAGAAAUAGAUUUUUGGGCCAUGUUAGAUUCAUGCAUUUGUCGGAGAAAAACAAAAGAUUCACACCCCUGGGUCCUUGACAGCAUAAGGCACGAAUGUCAUGUCUCUUUCAUGCUCUAACUUUCUCUCCACCCUGCCUCUCUGCAAAAGAAUCCCCGUAUAAUUCCCCCCCCCCCCACGCACACACACCAAUUUCCUUCAAUUAAGUAAAGGGAAACCCCAAGGUAUCUUUUCAAAUGGACGUGUUAAUAAUGACACUGACGGUUCACCCGAAUUUCAUUAGUUACGUCCCUAAGGGGCGGACAAGAUCCAAUUGGUAAUAAUUAUUAUAGAUUGAUGCUGAACACCGACCCCCACCCCCCCUUGAACCUAUUUAAAUAUUUCGUUACAUUCUUAACCUUAAAUGUACGUAGAUGAGCAAGGCUUACAAUGAAUCAUAUUCUUUAAAAAAAGGUUACUUUAAGAAGAUUAAAUACUAUACUUAAUCAAAUAAUUAUUAAAAAAAACUUUUUUUAAAAAUUUCCUGAAUAAUUACUUUCUGUAAAACAAAGGCCACCAUGGAGAAAGCUCGCCAAAUACUUGUAUACCAAGAUGCUUCCAUUCGUUGGACUUCAGACAUCGUCAAAGUUUUAAACAGGACAAGAACGUUCGGUUUGCAGUAUCACAGAGACGACUUGUUUUCCAGAAUUUCAUUGCAUACAAUGAGAGAGGUUAGAAAACUAGGAUUUUUAAAUUUCAUAUUUUUAUUGUUUCUAUGUUUCACUGCUAUUGUUCCCCUGUUUAAGGUUUGUUUGUUUAGCAAAUUCUUUUCGAAAAUUAUUUAGAAAGCUACUAGAUAUCUGAAAUAUGUUAUAUAAAACUUAACUUAUAAAAGAUAAAUGUUUAGGAGUCAAAACUUGAUUUUUUGUUUGAAUUUACUAUACAAAAAAACAGAGAUUGUAACUUUUUAAGAUCUAGCAACUAGCCAUUUAACUGAGCUCUUUCUCUUCAAGAUGUUUGAUUAUUUCGGAGAGAGUCCGUGUGCAUUUUCUCCAUUCCCUGAAAUCGGAGCCAACAACGGCAUGUACAAGAACGAUCCAUUUGUCAUACGCGCCGUCUUAGAACCGUGGGCCCGUUGUGCACUGGAACCAUCAUGCAUGUGUCCUGUUCCACCUGCAACAGUAAUAAGCUGUAAUAAACCUGUUAUUGAACACAGGUGUCACAGGUGAUAAAAGAUUAAUUAUGUAAAGUAAAAACCAUAUAAACAUGCGGAGAGAUUUCAUUGUAUAUUGAAUUAAUGUCUCGCUCACAAAGGCCGCGAUAAAGACACGCAUGGAAUAAUAUUUCUUAAAGAAAAAGUUAUUAUCGCUUCAAAAUUCGUUGACUCAAAAACAAGACGUAGAAAUUAUAGUAUAAAAUUAGUCUCUUUUUCUUCAUUUUCUGGUAAAAUAGCUUCUAAUUUUAGUCAAAAUGUAUCUCAUUCCGCAUUAAAUGAUUCAAUGAAUCACUUUUAUUUCAAAUUUCUCUGGUUGCCCUGCCUUGUCGGGUGUUUUCAUAUCCACAGUUUAUCUGAAAAUGUAUAAUUUGAAAUUCAUUUAUUUUUAUAAUUUUAUCUUCCUCUCUACGAUAUUCAUUUAAAAGAUAUUAAUUAUGAAAGUUUUCCAAAUUAAAGUAAUUUUUUAAUACACAUUUACCAAAUAUACCAUGAAACAUUUUUUCCGCUAUUUGACUCCUACAAAUAAAUGAAUGAAUAUUUUUUUUUUUUUUGGUCGUUUCAAUUAUCAAAUCAUUGUCUUUGCAAUAUAAAGAAGAAUGUGUAUAGAAUGCUUAUACUUUUGUGAUAAUGUCCCCUUAUUUUUUUCUUUCCAAUAGGUUCGAUCAAUCGGCCAUGGGAAUGAUAACAGCAAAACUUUUUAACAAAGAUAUCCACAGGAUUCUUGGACCUAGCUACCAUUAUGUUGAUAUAAACCGUGGACAUAAUAUGAAAGACUACUUCGGAUCCUUAGAAAACCUUCAAACAAACACAUCAACUUCAAAAGUGUAGGCAUUCCCUUAUUACUUAAUGUCAUAGAAAUUGUCCUUACAUGAAAGGUUUUAUUUUUACAAAAAAUAUGGCAUUUUUUUCUAUUUUAAUGUUAUUAAAUCUUAAAUUCUACCUACCAACCUGC
Messenger RNA from Lymnaea stagnalis (great pond snail), 21809 nucleotides. NCBI's taxonomy places the organism in Eukaryota, Metazoa, Mollusca, Gastropoda, Lymnaeidae. The record is from the annotation of a GenBank genome assembly.